UUUAAUUCAGAAACAAGUAAUGUCUCGCGGAUGCCUCGCGAAAACACGCUUGUAACCCUCGGUUGUAGAGAAAGCACUAAAGCAAACGAACCAUGGAUAUAGGAGCUUUGCUCAUGGGAAGGCACUGAUUAGCAUCAUCUUAAGGUCGUAUAUACUACCGUCGUCGAAAGUGUCUCUUCGUCCCUUUGGUAUUCAUAUGCAAAAGCGACCAGAUAGUGACCACCGAUUUACAUAACGUUAGAUUGACCGUGAUUUCAUUUAGCCCGAAGGGAUUUCGCAGUGGUCACAGUAUAGCAAUGACUACGACGAAGACGAAGACGGGAGGAGAGUGCUAUGGUAAAGAAGAAAAUGUUGAGAUUGAGCUAAGAAAGGACACGUUUGCCUUUGGAAAUUCAUGCAAAGUGAUAUCUCGAGAGAGAAGACGAAUAGAUAACUUUACUUAACUUUUAAGAUACGCAUAGAUCUAUGGACAAUUACAUUUACGGAAGUUUACGAGUAGUUUUUUUUUCUUUUUUUAUAAAUUCAAUGAACACUAAAAACUUCACAGAUGUAUUGGCUUUGGAUGGCUUCGAGAAUAUAGUUAGUUUAAUACGCUUAUACAUUCUGUUGACGGAAUCAGAGAUCCGUGAAACAUGGUAUUAACGGAUACGCCGAUCCUUGAUGGUAACAAAUGAUGGUAGAACCUUAAUGGUUCGUGCCGAGGAGUAAAGGAUCAUAGGAAACGUUUAUGUAUCCUUCGUGUAUAUAUAUAUAUUAUACAUACACGUAUAUUGGCUGACUAUUCUUAUUCUUCUUAGUCCGACGCGUCCCUUUGAUCGAUUGCUUUUGUCACUUAGCCACCAUGAAGGCUUUAUCACGAUCUUAUACUGCCCUUCUAAUUACGGAGAGUUUAAUUAUUUUUCGCAGUUGGUAGCUUCUCUCUUUCUCUCUCUUCUUCUCCUACCAUUACGUUAGUCGUGCCGUGAUCCGAAAUGUGGGGUUCGAAUUUAAAGUCUUAUUCCCCUUGGACCUAUGCCACUGGAGUCUGUGCCACUCUAUCGCGUUAUAUUCGUGAACGAAUCUUCAUCUAUAGGGGUAUCAUUCCUGGCACGAAGUUAGUACGAAGAGACUACCUAACGUUAGUAGUAGAGACUUUCGUCGAAGUAAAUGAUAGUACUGGACUGCAUCGGGCUUCCACGUGUGCAUUGGAAGAAGUUGUAUCGUGGAUUCAUCGAAGAGGAAGAGAAAAGAAAAAGGACAUACAUGCGUCGGUCGACGAGGGAAAAACAUUAAGAAAGAAAGAAGGAGAAGAGAAAAAGAAAAUUUAUCAAAUACGAGAUUGGAGGAUGCGAUUUUCGAGUCACGUUUAGGAAGAAGACGGUCAGCGGCCUUUCUCGGUUCAGGACUUCUCAAGAGUAAAAUCUCGUAAUCUCAUCUUCGUGUUCUCACGCACACUAGCAUACUCCAGAUAAAUAAUCGCACAUCAUUAUGCAAACAACGAAGAUACGAAGUAUCGUCCGGCGAGAAUCAUCGACGCUUCUCUUGGAUGGAUAAGAAGGAAACUAAUGACACGACGACGCGCGGCUAAUGAUCGAAACGAUCCCUCGAUUCGAUCGUGCACCACGUUCCGUUGGGUAAGGUUACGGUGUCAUGGGCACGCUCGUGUUUGUCUUCUUCGUUGGAAAGAGAGAAAGAGAAAGAAUAAGUAGAUAGGUAGAUAGACAGUUAAACAGAGAGAAAGAGAAAGAAAGAAAAGGAAAGCUUGCUUACUUGCUUGCUUGCUUACUUGCUUCUGGAAAGGAUGCCGACUUAGGUCGAUCGUUGCAAAGCUGUAAUCUUAGAAUCAUCUCCUUUCUCUGUGUCUUCCUCUCGAGAAAGAAAGAAGGAAAAAGAGAGAGAGAGAGAGAGAG
Molecule: messenger RNA, 1889 nt
Organism: Vespula vulgaris
Lineage: Eukaryota; Metazoa; Arthropoda; Insecta; Hymenoptera; Vespidae
Exons: 5
Coding region: 972-1349 (125 amino acids)
Source: RefSeq, a predicted model, not a curated record